Molecule: messenger RNA, 6613 nt
Organism: Caenorhabditis auriculariae
Lineage: Eukaryota; Metazoa; Nematoda; Chromadorea; Rhabditida; Rhabditidae
Source: the annotation of a GenBank genome assembly
AUGCCAGUGCGUACGGUUAGCAGUCUGGGCGAACUUCAAAGCAAAAUAAAUUCUGCUGAUGAAAAUCACAUAUUAGUUCUCGAUUUCUACGCAGAUUGGUGUGGUCCUUGUCGGAUGAUUGCUCCAGAUUUCGAACAGUUUUCCGAUUUUUACCAAAAUGCGACGUUUAUCAAAAUCAAUGUAGAUCACCAUCGGGGUAAAUUCAUUCGUUUCAGCUUCAGAAUGUUUCUUGAAAUUACAGAUAUUUCAAGUGGUUAUCAAGUGAGAGCGAUGCCAACUUUCGUGAUUGUAAAAUCGAGAAGAGAAGUUGCUCGAAUGCAGGGGGCAGGGAGAGAGCGACUCCGUUCUUUUAUUGAUCAGUAAGCCUGUUUUCUUUCCCUUUAUUGGUCCAUUCAGGCAUUAUUCAAAUGUUCCGGUAAAUCCGUUCGCUGCAACUCCUGAAGAAAAAAAAUUCCUCGAGAAACUGGUGUCCUACACGAAGCAGGUUAAUUUCCAAAUAAGUUAAUGAAAUUUUAAAAAAAAUGGCUCCAGACCGCGUUUUAUGGUGACGUAAUUUAUCAAACUCUGGCUCGAAGCGUGAUUCCCGAGGAUAAGUUGACUGAAUUGGCUACGGUUGAUUCGCAAGUGAAUCAGUUUGCUUUGGCAAAAGGUUCAUUUUCUGAUGUAUGAAAUUUCUGAGAGUGAUAUAAUAUCGUUUCCCAAAAAAAAAUUUUCUCACUAGAUCUUCUUUUCGAUUUAUGCAGCUUCAAAGUCCUUAAUUAGGUAAAUUAAAACAAACAAAAAACCGCAAUUCCAAGCUUUUUGAAGGGUCUUGAAUUGAAAACCAGAUUUAUCGCGAGAAUUUCUGAAAAAAAGUUCCGUAAGUAGCUAAUAAGUCUAAGACAAAUCAAACAAUUUUAAAUCCGGUUCAUGAUUUCAACGAUUUCAGAGUUGUUGUCCUGGUUUAAAAACGACUUUUUCACCUGGUGUGAUUCGCCUAUUUGUUCUUGUGGGGAGCAAACGCCCAAGGAUAAAGGAAUGGAUGGUUUCCAUUUUGAUUUUUUUAUUUAUAAUUUUUUUGGCAACAAAUUUGUGUCAUGCUUCUCUCUUACUAGAGAACUACUCGGGUACGCGUUUCGAAUUGAAACUUUGGUGGCUUAUAGACCCUGGUAAAAGUACUUUUAAACAGGAAAGAUUAUCUGCUAAACGCCAUAGGCUUCUGAGAAAAAGCUUUUCGAAAAUGAAAAGUUUAGGCUUGAAAAUUAUCAAAUUUCUGCUUUUCUUCUUCUUUUGGCUGGAAAAAAAGUUUUUUAGAGUUUAUCAUAGCCGGAUCAUUCAAGAAGAUUGUAUUAAAAAUAUAAAAAGAAGGUAAAAAGCAGUAUUCUGAAAAUUUUCAGGCCUGAUUUUCACAUUUUCUACUAAUUUUUUCUCAGUUCUCUAUCGGGUUCAGCAGAUUCUCUCUCUUUUUUUGAAGACUUGGGUCUAUAAACCACUAAUCUUAUAAGAUCCGCGAUUACGUGUUCGCGUAGUUCCCUAGUAAGCUUUCAGCAUUUGGAAGUCCAAAAAUUGCCCAUCUUUCAGGUCGUCCCACGACAGAAGAACUUCGAUUAGGCGCCAAUCGUGUAGAAGUUUACGAAUGUCCAAAAUGUUCAGCGGAAGUUCGUUACCCGAGGUACAACGAUCCGGCGAAACUCCUCGAAACCAAGUUUGCACUGAAAAACAAAUGAAAAAAAACACAUUUUUUUAAUAUAGAAAAGGAAGAUGUGGAGAAUGGGCCAAUUGUUUCACUUUGAUUGCCGCCGCGAUGGGUUUUGAUGUUAGGUUUGUUGGUUUCAUCAAGACUUCAUUUUCUCGAGUUUCAUAUCUUUUUAAUUUUUGAAAUUCACUGUCUCAGGUUGAUUCUCGACACAACCGAUCAUGUUUGGACAGAACUUUGGAUCGAAGACGAAAAACGCUGGGUUCACUGUGAUCCAUGCGAGAAUAUUAUCGACUGCCCUUUGAUUUAUGAAAAGGUGUAGGGAACGUUUGCGCUUUGAAAAUUCAGAAAACUAGAUUUAGAGACUUGAAGCGUUGCGUUCGCGACGCGGCUUUUUGGCGGGGAACUCGUGGUCAAACGCAAUCAUCCUAAUAAUAAUGAGAAAAAAAUUUUGUAUUUUUUUAUUUUUUUAUACUUCUAUUCGUUCAACUACAUUUUUCCCAACCAUGAAAAUUUGAAAAUCAUUAAAAAGGAGCUCAAAAAGAAGAAAAAACUGGACCCGUCAAAAGCCGCGUCGUGUACGCAACGCUUCACCAAUAUCUGAACAAUUUGCAAAACAAAGCUUGAUAUCUCAACCUAAUACCGGUAAAUAGCUCAUUUUCUUCCAUGUGCCCGAAAGAAAAAAAAAUCCACAGGGCUGGGGCAAAAAGCUACAGUACGUCAUCGGCUACGGUAUCGAUCACAUCUAUGACGUCACGUGGCGUUAUGUGGUCGACAGUCGGAAAACUUUUGAUUUGCGACGUGACGUCAGACCUGAGACUUUUUCCUCUUUCCUAACGGUAACCACCAGCGAUGGGGAAUGAAAAGGGUGUACUUUGUUUUUAUAAAGUUUUAGAAGCUCAAUGCGCGGCAGCUCAGUAACAUUACUGCCGAGAGGAAAAAAGAGGUUAUUACGAGGCGAAUGUACGAUUUGGUUGAAAUGGUCAGUGCUGAAAGCUCGAAACGACAAGCGGAUAAUAAAGCCUACAGUGGAAGGACCACUGGUUUGUGAAAAUUAAUUUCUUGACGAAUAGAACUAUGAAUGGUUUUUUGACCACCUAAAAAAACUCUAUUUUCACUUUCAAACUUCACCGCGUUUUUUCAACAACGUUCCGCCCACUUUUCUUUCCAUAAAGUGUUGUGGGCAUGAACUGCUCGUACUGUAUGCGGCAAAGUGCAUUGCGUGCAUACACUUCGUGUGUUUAAACUUUCGUUGCGUGACGUCACCGGGUAGGACAUUCGAUAUUUUUCAACUUUUUUUUUUUGCUUUUUUUCAAGAUUUGCAUUUUUAUCGAUGAUAUUUGCACGAUAAAAAACAGUAUCAAAAAAAAAAGUUGAAAAAUAUCGAAAAAAAACUCGGAAACAAAAAAUCCGAAGAUUUCCUACCCGGUGACGUCACGCAACGAAAGUUUAAACACACAAAGCGAAUGCACGCAAUGCGCUUUGCCGCAUACAGUACUCCCCGCAAAUGUGAAACUCGCUCUUGUCGUAACACCCAUAAAACGAUUUUGGAAAAUUUCACACUAUUUGAGGACCUUCAAGAAAUUUUCCAGGAGAUGAAGCUUGGCGAAGAUCUCGUGGUGAAAUGGGCCGAAAGUUGGUUUCUGGUACUUCUGUUGUUUCUGAGAAUAGUGAACCCAUCCAGUUGAACCAACAGGAGCUCGAAGCCAAGAAAUUCAGGUAAAAUUCGAAAAAUAAAAGUUGUUUUACCUUGCCUCUCAUCCACGUAAUGCGCUUUUGAAGGCCUUUCUGAUAAAAAAAAAUCCUUUCAGACUGCAAUAUUCUUGUAUCAAAGAUGAAUACGAAAGGGUUGGCACUCAUAAAACUACACUUGGAUACUCGACCUUAGCGACUUCAGUGAAAAAUAUCGCCAGAAAAGUGGAGAGCGAUUGGAAAAAAAGCUAUUUGUGUCGAUCCGAUGGCGCUCAAGAGGGAGAGGUAGGAAAUAAUCAGAAACAAAAAUCUCACAACAGAUCACUUGGUCAGUUGAUCUGCGCGAGGUCAAAGAGAUCAAAUCGAUCAGAUUGAAAUUUGACGGGAUUUCUCAAUUUGAAUCGGGAAAAGUUAUCGUCGUCGUUUGUGUUGCUGAUGUGAGUUUCGAAAUAAAGUAGUAAAUUUUGAGGCGCAUCAUACAAAAGAGAAAUAUUUUGACAAGAAAGGGGAAGAGGCCUUUAAAAGAUUUGAAAAGUAUAAUUAAAGUUAAGUCGAAAAUUAUCAAAAAAAAAUGUACUAAAAUUUAACUGUAAGAUAUUUUUUUGUGUUUUUCCUGAAAUGAGAGAUUUCUCAGUUUGCAUUCUUCGGAAUUCUAGAGGGGUCCAUGUAGGGGUUGGGGAAAAAAACAGGCGCCGCUAUUUCUAGACCAGGGGCGUGGCUUGCCUCACCGUAAUUUUUGUGCAGUGGCGCGCACAUGCUUACUUUUCCUCAGUCAUUUUUCUUUAUAUUUCUUCAUUUUUCAUUUUUCUUAUUCAUAUUUCUUUUUAAGUAUUCCCAUUUGAUUUCAAUAUAACUCCUUCUAUUAUCUAAUUAAAUUUUUUUAAUUUUUUUGAAUACAUGGUUCUUCUGUCUUUAGUAUCGUAGACGAAUUUCUUGAGGCCGAAAAAUCGUUUUUAGUUUUAAAUGAGUGUACGCCAUUGCGAAUAAUUUCAUUUUCGGGGUUCUUCUACUUUUCCCAUAAAGAUUUUUCGAGCCAUAAAAAGUGAGCUCUUUAUUUCGAUGAAAAAAAUCUCCUAUUUUUGAUAAGUUCAGGCCCUUUUUUUCUAGUUUCUUUUUGAACACUUUGCGAAUGUGUCCAAAGUCCACAGGAAGAGGACUCCAACUAUUUGAUGAAAUCUACAUCGUCGACGACUACUUCUUUGGUCGAAUUAAAAAGUUUUAUAGUUUAUUUGCUUUUUAUUAUCUCCGCGAAGCAUACACCGCUGUGGGAAGUGUAGCUACCGCAUGUAAAGAUUUAAAAGCCUAAAUUCAUUUUCAGAAGGAAAGCAGAUAUGAUGAUUUUGCAGUUAACACGAUCUAUUUUUGAGAUUUGUGUCACGACGGCUUCAUUUUUCCUGGAUUUGAACGAAUAACUUCGGUCCUCUGGUCAUGCGCGUCAUUUACCUUCAUCUCCAUGCAAAAUCUUGACGCUGUUAAGCGAUUCUAUCUGAAUUAAAGAAAAUUCCUAUUAAAUAUUAUGUUCAAGAUACACAAAAGAUAACUGGCUAUUCGGGUGUGAUAUAAAACCUAGUUCGGGAGCGGUACAUCGACAAUCACGCAAAUAUUUAAAUAUCGUCUCCGCGCGGAUCUCGCAUUUAUCUCGCUUUUUUUAACGAACUAGUAAAUAUUUGAAUAUUUUUCAAAUCGCGAUGUUGCGCCAAGAUAAAUGCGAGGCCGCUUCUAAAAAAAUGCGAGACCCGCGCGAAGACAUAGCGACAUGUUUACGAAUUCGUCAAUGUACCGCCAGCGAGCUCGGCAGUUCUUCUCAGUGUACCUCCAAAUGUUUAAUAGAGCACAGUCAAAUUGAAUAAAAAAGUAAUUGGUGCAGUUUUUCAGUGUUUUUUUAGGCCUUGCGAGAUUUAUGCCUCUUCAAAGUUUUUCGAGUUCUACUUGACAAUCCUUUACUGCGUUAUAAUUCGAGAAAUUUCGCAUAUACCCUAAACUUUUGACGCGUCUUGUUUUUUUUUCGGUUUUAUUGGGUCGCGUUGCCAUAUAGAUUCGAGUUCGUCCGAGAUUUUUCGCACGGUAAGUUCUUUCCGUACACUCAAAAGUCUUACGCUGGUAGAAUAUUCUUAACUCAUUUCUAAAGUAUGGAAUUGCGCAACUUAUUUGGAUUCCUAUGCUUAUUACGCGCAGUGUAUAAUAAUUUGAAGAAUCCAAAAAAAAAGUGAUUAAAAUAGCUGAAUUUUUGAAUUUGUUCGUCAAUUUUCUCUCCACCAACAAUUAGAAAACUAAUAAUUGUGAAGCAAUGAAUAAAUGCUGCUCCACAUUUUUUGCAGAAUGAUUUCAAAGAAAGUACUUGAGAAGAACCAUAUCUUCGAAAAUUAAGAAAUAGAAGGAGUUAUAUUGAAAUCAAAGGGGAAUACUUAAAAGAAAUAUGAAAAAGAAAAUGAAAAAAAAAAUGAGUAUAAAGGAAAUGACUGAGGAAAAGUAGGUAUGUGCGCGCCACCGCACAAGGUUACGGUGAGGCAAGCCACGCCCCUGGUCUAGAAAUAGCGGCGCCUGGGAAAAACAGCCCCUAUAGGGGUAAAAGGCGGUUCCCAUAGGGGUAUAAUUUAGGUAGCCCCUAUAGAAGUUUUGGUCUUACCUCUUGGCCCCUAAAUCUGAAGCGGACCCAUUAGGGUCCCUUAAUCUCAUUCAAAAAAACGUAAAUUAGAAGACUAAGAUCUUUCGAAACCCAUUUUUUUUUUCGUCGGCAUUUUUUUUUUUGAAUUACUCAUGUAUGCCCGCGGGAUUGAAAAUCAUGAAAUCAAGCGUUUCAAAAAUCUUUUCACCGAUUUUAGAGCUGUACAAAAGUGCCGAAAAGUGGAGAGCUCACCUUGGAAGAAAUCAAGCCGGAUGUCGUGAAGAUUACGGUGAGCUUUGGCGCACGCUUCUAAAGUCCAUCCGCCGCGACUUGACAGUUUUCAAGUGUCUGAGUCUCUCUGUUCCCUCACCUUCGAGGUCACAGAAACGCGAAAAUAGCGCGUCAACAAGAGAGAGUCGUCGAGAGACGAGGAGGGCGCAGAUAAGUCCCGCCUUUUUAAGUCGCGAAAAACGGACUACAGUGUCUUUGUAUACACACUUUGAAACUGAAUAUGUGAUAUUUUCCAGGCCAAGCUUCUCGGUGGCGACGGCAAUAACGCCUUCCAACAUGCUCAAUUGUUCCGAUGCGAUUCCGAUGCAUUGAAUGAUUAUCAGUUUGUCCUCGAUAUUGACUUCAAUUAA